AUGAUUUUCCGCGUAGCUGAUUUGGAUCACCACAUGUUGUCAGCACUGCGUACGUUGGCUGUUCGACCAACUUCUCAUCUGGUCGCAAGGAGUGUAUCCACUGAGCCAGCUGAAGCUCCUAAAGGAAUUGGUAAAACAGGAACCCCCUUCUUGCAACCAUCGUCAUCUGGAGAAUAUGCUAUGGCACGAAUUGAUGAUGUGGUUAACAUGGUACAGCGUACAUCGUUAUGGCCACUCACCUUCGGAUUGGCCUGUUGUGCUAUCGAAAUGAUGCACUUUGCUGCUCCACGAUACGAUAUGGAUCGUUAUGGUGUUGUAUUUCGUGCUUCCCCGAGACAGACCGACUUGAUUUUCGUUGCUGGGACGGUAACAAACAAGAUGGCACCAGCGCUUCGGAGGGUAUACGAUCAGAUGCCAGAAGCUAAAUGGGUGAUUUCUAUGGGCUCAUGUGCAAAUGGCGGCGGAUAUUACCACUACUCCUACUCAGUGCUUCGUGGAUGCGAUCGUAUAAUUCCGGUUGAUAUAUAUGUUCCCGGAUGUCCGCCAUCUGCUGAGGCGCUUCUCUAUGGUGUUCUGCAGCUACAGAAGAAAAUCAAGCGGAAGCGUGAAGCUCAACUAUGGUACAGACGUUAAGCGGAGUUCGUCGAAGUGCCUAGGGCUGCAACAUGUUGUAAAUUUUCGUAGUAAAUACCUCGUGUAUGUUUAGUUGCUACCUCCUGUAUGUGUUUAUAUAUAUGCGGGAUUUUAUCUAUGUUUCGAGGUUUAGAGCUUAUAAAGUUUAGACAUCCUUGAAGUU
This is a messenger RNA of Cylicocyclus nassatus, 796 nucleotides long. NCBI's taxonomy places the organism in Eukaryota, Metazoa, Nematoda, Chromadorea, Rhabditida, Strongylidae. The record is from the annotation of a GenBank genome assembly.